Saitoella complicata NRRL Y-17804 is the source of this 2331-nucleotide messenger RNA. Its product is annotated as S-adenosyl-L-methionine-dependent methyltransferase. Gene Ontology annotation, molecular function: tRNA binding; tRNA (cytidine-N5)-methyltransferase activity. The record is from RefSeq and is a predicted model, not a curated record. Gene Ontology annotation, cellular component: cytoplasm; nucleus. The transcript has a single exon. The coding region runs from base 1 to 2331 and encodes 776 amino acids. Lineage: Eukaryota; Fungi; Ascomycota; Saitoellomycetes; Saitoellales; Saitoellaceae. Gene Ontology annotation, biological process: tRNA methylation.
AUGGGUCGCGGAGGAAAAGGAAGAAAGGGAGGCCGGGGUGGAGGUCGUUCCCGCGGUACUGGCUCAUAUGCCGACAUUCCUCAGGAGAACCAGAAGUUGGAAACGUAUUACAAGGAUCAGAAGAUUAUCCCGGAGGAGGAGUGGGAGACGUUCAUGGGUACGAUUAAGAGGACGCUUCCUACGACUUUCCGUAUCACUGGUUCCCGCUCGCAUGCGAUCGAUAUCCGUAAUGCGUUGGAGAGAGACUACAUUCCGUUCUUGACAAACAUCGAGCACGAGGGACAACUCGUUGAGGCUCCUACGCCUUUGCCCUGGUACCCCGAACACCUCGCCUGGAACCUCUCUGUCCCCAAACAAGUCAUCCGCAAGCACAAGGACUUCAAGCGUUUCCAAAACUUCCUCGUCUACGAAACCGAGGUCGGAAACAUCUCCCGCCAGGAAGCCGUCUCCAUGAUUCCCCCGCUUUUACUCGACGUUAAGCCCGAGCACAUCGUCAUCGACAUGUGUGCCGCUCCUGGAUCGAAGACGGGUCAGAUUAUCGAGGCGUUGCACGCUACGCCGGAGGAUGCGAAUGACGAGCCUGCGCCUAGGGGAUUGUGCAUCGCGAACGAUGCGGAUUACAAGAGAAGUCACAUGCUGGUGCACCAGGUCAAGAGGUUGAACUCGCCUUGUAUGAUGGUUACGAACCAGGACGCUACGCUCUACCCCAACGUUCUCGUUCACCCCUGGGUCGCCGAUCCUUCUGUCGUCUCCGGACCCAUGGACGCGAACGAGAAAUCCGCGAUCUUGAAGUUCGACCGUGUCCUCGCUGAUGUCCCAUGUUCCGGUGACGGAACCAUCCGCAAGAACCCCACCGUCUGGUCAUCCUGGACUCCCGGAAACGCACUCGGCUUGCACCCCACCCAGGUCAAGAUCUUGUUGCGUUCUUUGCAGAUGCUCAAGGUUGGUGGACGUAUGGUGUACUCUACCUGCUCGCUUAACCCCAUCGAGAACGAGGCAGUUGUUGCUGAGGCUUUGAGGCAGUAUGGUGCUUCGGUCAAGUUGGUUGAUGUCUCUGAGCGUCUUCCGGAGUUGAAGCGUCGUAAUGGAAUUAACGACUGGGUCGUCCCUGAUGGCAAUGACGGAUACUUUGCGUCCCGUGAGGAGGUGUCUAAAGAUAAGCACAAGCGCUACCCUCAGUCUCUCUGGCCUCCGUCUGAGGAUGAGGUCAAGGAGUUCAAUUUGGACAGGUGUAUCAGGAUCUACCCCCACUUGCAGGAUACCGGAGGUUUCUUCGUCGCUGUGUUGGAGAAGCACGCCAAGUUGGCCAACCACAGGGAGGGAAAGACUGGAUCUACCAAGUGGAUGGAGGAGAAGGGUAUCACUGCUCAGGAGGCUGCGGCUCAGGGUACGAAGAGGGCUGCCGAGGCUGUCGACGAGGAGGCGCCCGAGGCUAAGAAGGCUAAGGUUGAUGAGGCUGCUGUUGAGGAGGAGACGCCUGCUGAGGCUGUUAUGGCUGAUGCUACUGCUAUUCCCAAGGCCGUUCCCGAAGUCGGCGAGGACUCUUCCCGCGGUGAGUUCCGUGCCAGCAAGAAGGACGACGACAAGAAGAUCUUUGAGGAGCCAUUCAAGUUCUUGCCGGCCGAUCACCCCGAGAUCGAGGUUUGCAAGAAGUUCUACAACCUCUCUGAGAAGUUCCCUACGGAUGCUUUCAUGGUCCGUAAUGCCGCUGGUAUUCCCACGCGUGGUAUCUACUUCACCUCUGCCCGCGCAAAGAGCAUUUUGUUGCUCAACGCACAGGAACCCCCUCGUAUGAGAUUCGUGCACGCCGGUAUCAAGAUGUUCACAAAACAAGACUCUGGCGCCGCCGCCGACGAAAUCGAAUGCAAAUGGCGCGUCCAAUCCGAAGGGUGUCGCGUCGUCGCCCCCUUCAUCGGCGAAGACCGCGUCGUCACAGCACCCAUGGCAGCCUUCGAAAUCCUCCUUAAAGAAGCCUACCCAAAACUCUCCCAGAUCGGCCCCAUCCUCCGCGCCCAACUCGAACAAAAAACGUUUGGCUGCGUGGUGCUCAAGGUCGAUCCACGCGAGAACCCGGCGUUAAAUAUGAGUAUCCCGAUUGUGUGUCCGUUGUGGAAGAGUAAGGCGAGUACGAAUUUGAUGGUGAGUAAGCAGGAUAAGAGUGCGAUGUUGUUGAGAAUGUAUGGAGCCGAUGCGCCGAUGCCGGCGAAUCCGAGUGGGAGGAAAGAAAAGGAGGAGAAGGGCGAUGAGGUUGAUAAGCAGAUUGAGGAGGAGGUUGAUGGGGAGAUUGAGGCUGCGCUGGCGGCAGCUGAGAAGGAGGCGGAGAGUGGAUGA